AUGUGCCAGCUGGAAGGAGUGACCCAGUCGGAAAUGCUGACUCGCUGGAUAGACGCACGAUGGGAAGCCAUGGGCUACCAGGAUUCUGAUCUUGCCGAGGACGAACUGGGCAAGUGCAAGGAUUCUGAUUGCUCUUCUGGAGAGCCCAGGAGCACGAAAGAGCCCGGCACCGACAGCAUAGCUGAAAGUGGAGAAGGUGUUUCCAGCCCAAGUGCCGGGAGGUCCGCGUUCAGCAGAGAUGAACCGCUUGAGCGCCAGUCACUACCCCCAAGUCCAUCAGCUCCUGCAUCUGCCAUGGAUGAUGACGAGGACGACGAGGAGGACGGCGUGCCAGACAUAGAGACCUGGAUGCGUCGAUAUGCCUCGAGAGGGUCAGCGGAAGAAGACGAGUGA
Molecule: messenger RNA, 393 nt
Organism: Symbiodinium sp. CCMP2456
Lineage: Eukaryota; Dinophyceae; Suessiales; Symbiodiniaceae
Source: the annotation of a GenBank genome assembly